AAGGUUAUCACCACAGCGUGAGACAGACACCUAUAUAGUAGAGUCCGUGGUGGUGGACAGAGGAACGGGCAGCCUCGGGCUGCCAUCGCUAUUUGCUACCUAAUUAUUACUUUCAGAUGCAUCUUCUGUCUGAAAAGGGUCAAGACGACAGACUAGAGAGAAGAUAUGAGUAACUGCUAGAGCAAGCAAGGACAAAGAUGGGUUUAAACAAGAGAGAAGAGCGUGAAAACCAACAAAAUUAUAUAUUCUGGUGAGGUGCCUGAAGCUUCCACGAACCAUGAUGGAGAAUCUAGAAGGAGGUGGGGAUGGAGGGCAGGAAUUCUGCUUCAAGUACCGAGGUAGUACUGAAGUGGAUCGCCAUUACUCCAAGCCCAUGUUGCCCUGGAUCAUCUCUGAGAUCAAGAAUCAACAAAAAUCAGAAGAUGUGUUGGUUGACAUCACUCGGGGCAAUGUUGUAGUGCGAAAUAUGGCAUCAGGGAUAGUGACUUUAAGCCAUACGGUGCGGCAGAUUCAUAAGUGUGUUAUGGAACAGGCUGAUCACACUUGUUUUCUCUAUACACUCAAACCUGUUGACAAAGAGCAGGCUCCUGUGCCUGGUGCUCCUGGGUAUGUGUGUGCUAGUGAUCCCAAUCAACUUGUACCGGCAAAUGUUUUUGAUCAAAAUUACCAGUGCCAUCUGAUGCAAGCAUCUGAUGAACAACACGUCCGUAAUUUCUUUGCGUGUUUACGUCAGCAACCUCGUGAAAUCCAGCCAUGUCCUGAACCAUGUGUCUCCAGCUCCUUCAAUUCACUCCCAGACCUUUUUGUUCAUAAUGAAUCUCAGUUUUUUGAGGUGUUAUUCGUUGGGAGAGUGAAGGUUUCCCACUCAAAGGUGCCACCCAGUUUUAUUGAUGAAGCUUUAUCAGCUUUUAAACUUCGUGAGAGAACACGGCAGCGAAAUACAUCUGGAGGGGAUGGUUUUCGGUCUCAACCCAACACUGCAACAAUAACCUUCCAACAAGAAGGAAGUGGCAUGUCUGUUCCCAACAUUACCUUCUCCAGUCUAUUGGCUGAACCAGGCAGUAGUGUUGGGAGUCGCAAAAUAUCUAAGGAAGUUGAAAAGGAGACUAUUGAUAAUCAAGCAAAUCCAGAACAAGAUAAGGAAUCACAAAAGCAUCCUAAAGUUCGAUUCACUCUUUGGUCCAGUACUGAAGAGAACCAAGGAUCCUUAUCAUCUCUGAAAGCUUCUAAUCAGUCAUCUGAUGCACCUAGCAACUCUUCCUCAACUGAGCAAACUUCAUUUCUUUUACCUAGUUCCAGUUUAUCAUCAUCUGAAAUGAUCACCUACCUCAGGUCUUGCAGUGUUCCUGAAGAACAAUCCAAGAAAUUGGAAGAUUCUGAAGUCAAAAAGGAUGGUUCAGAAAGUGAAGGAAGCAGUAAAACUGAGUUGCCUGUGAUGGAACCUUUUCGUCAGCGCCUUCGCACAGUCAGUGGAGACUCUAGUCAGAUUUUCAGAAGGCCAUCUUGUGUUCAGGAGCAAGGCAUGAGGGCACGUGCGGGUUCUAUUGGCAGCAUGACCAGUCGAAGCCGUUUGCACCGCACUAGCGAGUGUGAGCUCAAGAUGCUAAGCCAUGACUUCAAUCGAACAAUGCUGUUCCAUAUUGGCCGCAGUGAAAUCCAACUUAUUAAUCCAGAAAUGAAGUCUGUUCAGCUAAAUAAAAACUUCAAAGAUAUUGCUCAUUGCUGCCAAGGUAUCAAACACAAUGAUCACUUUGGCUUUAUCUGUCGGGAACUAAAUGGAGAUAUACCUUGCUAUGUGGGAUAUGUCUUCAUGUGCCAAAUAAGUACCGUGACAGAUGAAAUAAUGCAAGCUUUAAGUAAGGCUUUCACUGCUGUGCACGAGGCUCAGGUACGAGAAAAACAAGAGAAUUUGCUGUGUGAUCAGUGCCCCAUGCGAUGGUUCAGCAUGCUUUGUGCAGAGGUUGAGGGAAUGGCUGCUGCAAAGGCACACACUACAAUCAUGAAACGAAUUUCAAGUCUUCCUGAAGAAGAGAAGAGCAUUUUGAUUGCCAAAUAUGAGGGAGCAGAGGCCUCUGAUGCACAGAUUCAGAAUAAUAUUUUGAUGAUGUUAUUGAGAACCCACUUUGAAACUAAACAGGCUUCACAUACCCACCUUGCUCUGCCUGGUGGGGGGGUCAAACCUGACAACCAGGUGGGUGGUAACCUGGAGUCAUCCCUACGUCGAGCUAAGAAAAGUUUAACAACUUCAUUUAAUCAGUUACUGAAAAGAGAUGGCAGAGAAAGUGAAAGCUCUGAAAGGGAAACCACUGCUGAAGAGGAACAGAAUUCUGGAUUUAAUACGAAUCCAGUAGAAAAAACACAUCCCAUCCCUGCAUCAUCACCUAGAGUGAAAAUGGAAGGCUUGAGUGAUUCUCCACUUGGUCACCGGCCACGCUCCUCUACAGUGAGCUCAGCAGGUGGUGACAGCAUGAGGCGGGAGUUCAUGGCCAGGCGUGCAGCAGCCAAGCAAAAGGUUGUGUCAAGCAAAAUUGAGUCUACUCUGUUAGACAAAACUGAAUCAACAAGUGGCUCUCAAGUGUCACCCAAAAGAAACAUUUUCCUCAAGGUUGGCUCUCCAACUCCACGAAACACCCAGGAGGAAGAAAACUCAGGAGAUGGCAAAUCGGUGCCUAAGUCAAUGUCUUUCAGACAUGCCAUCCUUCAAAAAGUAGUGUCUCCUCCUAAGAGAAUUGAUUCCUUAGACCCGUUAGGAAGCCGGACCAUUGAAUCAUCUUCCUACCCAAGUAAGAAAUCAAAGCAGCAACUGAAGAUUAUAUGGAAGAAGGCUGUAUUUCAGCAGAUCCUUCUCAAUCGUUUUGAGAGGGAGAAUCAGCGUCUAAGAGCUCACCAGCAACAAGUGGCAAUGCAGCGUGUGCGAUUAAAUUAUGAAGAAGAUGAGAUUCAUAUAGAAGCAGUACAAGCUUGGCAGCUUAUGUUAACCAGACCCUCAGCUAGGAUAGAUUCCAAUAUCCUUCACAGUGGUAUCAAACAAGGUGUGCCCAAAUCAUUGCGAGGAGAUGUAUGGCAAUUGCUCAUGUAUCAGUAUUUAUCCAGAAAUGCCAAGAAGGAACCUGAGUUCCCCGGAUACAACACACCUUAUGAGAAUAUGAUCAAGGAGCUCACAUCACAACAUCAUGCUAUUCUUAUUGACUUGGGUCGUACUUUUCCUACACACCCGUAUUACAUGCAAACACUUGGUCCAGGACAGUUGGCUUUAUUCAAUGUGCUGAAAGCAUAUUCGCUUCUGGACAAGGAUGUUGGAUACUGCCAAGGCUUGAGCUUUGUUGGUGGAGUCUUACUUCUUCAUGUUGAAGAAGAGGUCGCAUAUAACUUAUUGAAACAUUUGAUGUUUAUUAUGGGGUGUCGGCAACAAUAUAGAUCAGAUUUGAUUGGUCUUCAGGUACAAAUGUAUCAGUUGUCUCGGCUGCUACGAGAUAAACUGAAGAGAUUACAUGAUCAUUUUGAAGAUAAUGAAGUUACACCACAACUGUUUGCAGCUCCUUGGUUCUUAACACUGUUUGCAUCACAGUUCUCAUUGACCUUUGUGAGCAGAGUAUUUGACCUUUUGUUUAUGGAUGGAAUGGAAGCAGUGUUUUGUGUGGCCUUAGUGCUGCUGAAGACCCAUGAGGAAGCUCUCUUGGCAUGUGACUCCUUUGAACAAAUCAUGGAGUAUAUGAAGACUUCAAUGUCUGCACUCCAUCCUAAUCAAAUAGGAAACAUCAUCUCUCAGGCCUGUGAUUGUUCAUUGAGCAGAGAGUUACAGGCAUAUGAGGUUGAGUACCAUGUUUUACAAGAAGAAGCAGCACUGUCUCCAUUAAACAGUGCAGAAUUCAACAAGUUAAAAGAAGCCAAUAAAAACCUUAAGCGGCAAAACUUGGACCUUUUGGAACAACUUCAUCAUUCUAAUUCUCAGCAACACGCAUUGGAAGCCUCUAAUCAGAGUCUGCAACAGAGUCAGCAUCAUUUGGAGGUACGAGUCAGGUGGCUUGAGUUGGAACGUGGAAAUCUCAAGCAACUGGUCAGCCUUCUUGCUCAAAAUGUUCCAUCACAUACCCUAUCCUCCAUUCCCGCCAAUCUUCAGCGUUUUCUCCCUAGUGAACCUGAGAAGAAAGAAGAGGCAAAGAAGAGUACUGAAAAUAAAGAAAAGGAUCAGGCUAAGGAAUCAGAUGACAUAACAUCGUCUCUGCCGUCCCAAAGCCAUCAUCAACAAAACCAAUCUGGUCAAAGAUCAGUGACAAUGGACUAUGGUAUGAUGCACCGUUAUAUAAAGAAUCUUGUUGGCCAUGACUAAAUACGUACACACACACACACACACACACACACACACACACACACACACACACACACACACACACACACACACAUA
Messenger RNA from Portunus trituberculatus (swimming crab), 4405 nucleotides. RefSeq names its product TBC1 domain family member 1-like (gene plx). Lineage: Eukaryota; Metazoa; Arthropoda; Malacostraca; Decapoda; Portunidae. The transcript has 26 exons. The record is from RefSeq and is a predicted model, not a curated record. The coding region runs from base 278 to 4330 and encodes 1350 amino acids.